AUGCGUACUUCUUCGUUGAGGAACCUCUUAACAGGAUCCGCCUUCUGGGCCGCUUCUUGCAGCGCCGUUACACUUUACGCAGCCGACUCUGGCGGAAAUGUCACAACACUUUCGCUGACCGGAUCCGGGACCAAUUACAGCUUAUCCGUCGCCUCAAAGACGGCCGAGUGCGAUGUCAAUCCAUCUUGGCUCACCCUGGACACCGCCAGCAGGGUCCUCUACUGCCUGGACAGGGGCUCCAACUCGGUUCCCAACGGCUCUCUAAACUCCUUCUCGAUCGGGGAUGGAGGUGUUCUGACCCGCAUUGCUCGAGUCUCGGCACCCUUCGGCGGUGUCGCUGGCGAGAUUGUCACGACCGAUUCUGGAGCUCGCGGAUACGUUUCUGCUUCAUACCUUUGCUGCCCAGAGAAGAUCAACAAGCUCACGUUUCUCGGCAGCAACCGAAGCGCAGCCGCCGUCUUUGCCCUUGGCGACAAUGGCGCCCUUCCGGGUACCGGUCCGCUGCAGGAGUUCUUCCCCACUCUCGAAGCGCCUGGUCCGGUUGCUUCUCGCCAGGACACAAGCUACCUGCACCACGUUAUCAUCGAUCCUAAGAAUCAGUACGUCCUACUUGCUGAUCUCGGCGGUGAUCGCGUCCGCGUCUACACCAAGGACCCAACCAGCAUUGCGCCGAUCGAGGAAGUUGACGGCCUGGUAACGGGCCCUGGCGUCGGCCCUCGCCACGGCGUCUUCAAGACCGCAGCCAAUGGCGAUAUUUUCUUCUUCUUCAACGGCGAGCUCGACCAGAAUAUUUACUCGUACAAGGUCGAGUACAAGGAGACUGGCCUCGCCUUUACCAAGGUCUUCUCCAUCCCCGCUGUCAACGCUAGCUACCCUGCGACCCAAGCACCAACAAGCGAGAUUGCCAUUACUCCUGACCAGAAGUUCAUCAUUAUCUCCAACCGCGAUGUCUCUUUCCGUGACUCGCCAGUCCUUGGCUCCGGUCCCUCCGACACCAUGUCCACAUUUGCCAUCAAAGAAGACGGUACUCUUGAGCUCGUACAGUUGGCCCCCUCCGGCGGCUGGUCCCCUCGUCAGUUCUCCAUCAACAAGGCAGGUGAUCUUAUCGCCGUUGGCCACCAAAACAACCGCACUGUUGUCAUCUGGAAGCGUGACCUUGUGUCCGGCAAGAUCAUACCCGAGGUUGAGGGCGGCAAGGUUGGCCAGGUCACCCUCACUGGUGCUGUUGUUGCUACUAUCUUUGAUGAGUAG
This is a messenger RNA of Colletotrichum spaethianum, 1251 nucleotides long. RefSeq names its product putative 6-phosphogluconolactonase. Bases 1 to 1251 code for a protein of 416 amino acids. The transcript has 3 exons. The record is from RefSeq and is a predicted model, not a curated record. Gene Ontology annotation, molecular function: 6-phosphogluconolactonase activity; protein binding. Lineage: Eukaryota; Fungi; Ascomycota; Sordariomycetes; Glomerellales; Glomerellaceae.